GGCCACCCAGCCUACUUACCCAUCCACUCACUCAUCAUAGCCUACCUACAUGUUAUUUAGAUUUCUAAGAAGUUUAAUCUUUUUUAGUUUUCUAAUUAGUAUUUAAGGCAUUAUUAAGGUUAAAGCAGAGAUUUAAGUAUAAUAAUUUUAAUAACUGAAACGUAAAGAAGCAGAUACCGAUAAAAUAUAGACAGUAAGUAAGUUAGUUUUAUCGCAAAACAGAUAAAAAUAUCCGCGGAGCAUUUUUUCGAAGAAAGGAGAAAAUUUUCGCUGCUCCCGAAGUGAAGUGAUUUUGGCGGAGGCCGAAGAAAAAGAAGAAGUAGUGCCGUCGCUUGAAUUUGGUUGCGAGAAGAAGAAGAAGAGGAAGCGUUUUCGGGAAGUGCGUCGUGGUUCUGUUUUUGUGGCCAUCCAGCAAAAUUAGUGCGUUCGGCAACGACAGGAUGCAUCCGUCGAAGAAGAUGAACGCGGCGGAAUUGGACGACCACGAGAAGGGCAAGUUGUUCGUCGGUGGCCUAUCGUGGGAAACGACGCAGGAGAACCUGCAGCGCUAUUUCGGUCGGUACGGCGAGGUCAUUGACUGUGUGGUGAUGAAGAAUAACGAGACGGGACGUUCCCGUGGGUUCGGAUUUGUCACUUUUGCGGAUCCGGAAAAUGUCGAUCGGGCGCUGGACAACGGGCCGCAUACGCUGGAUGGACGGACGAUUGACCCGAAGCCGUGCAAUCCGAGGUCGCUGCAUAAGCCAAAACGGACCGGUGGCUAUCCGAAGGUAUUUUUGGGCGGUCUCCCGCCGAAUAUAACCGAAACAGAUUUGCGAAGCUUUUUCAGCCGGUACGGUAACGUGAUGGAGGUGGUCAUAAUGUACGAUCAGGAGAAGAAGAAGAGCCGAGGAUUUGGUUUCCUUUCGUUUGAAAACGAACCGGCUGUCGAGCGCGCCACGGCGGAACACUUUGUCAACAUCAGUGGUAAGCAAGUUGAGAUCAAGAAAGCCGAGCCCCGCGAUGGUAGUGGCAACAAUAACAGCAUGAACGCCGAUUCCUAUCAAUGGGGAUCGCCUCAAGCUCCCCCGAUGGGUAACGGCCAGAUGGGUGGUCCCCCAAUAAAUAUGCAGUCGAACAUGAUGCAGGGCUACCAAGGAUGGGGUGCUUCGCAGCCCCAGCAAGGUUACGGAGGAUAUGGGGCUUCGGCUGGAGCGGCCAAUGCUUAUCAAGGUUGGGGAGCCCCUCCGCCACAACAGUGGGGCAACUACAACGCGACUCCCCAGCAGACGCAAGGCUAUGGUGGGUACGAUAUGUAUAAUAGUUCCGGCGCCGGAAGCGCAGGCGGUUAUGGUUCUGGAAAUUGGAAUUCUUGGAAUAUGCCUCCAAACACGGGAUCGACCGGAUCGGCAGAAAUGUACUCGAGGCCACAGUCCGGCCCAGCGGCUGGCCCGGCUGGAUCGGCUGGCCCAACGGCGGGAGGACCAUCCAAACCCGGAUCCGAAUACGGCGGUGGUUCGGCGUACGGUUCCGGUGCGGCUGGCGGCUACGGUGGCUACUAUCAGAACGAACAGAACACCGCGGCUGCCUACAACAGGCCUCGGUCAGCAUACGGCGGCGGCAACGAUGCUUCCUCGCAGCCACCCUAUCCAGCAUUUUGAGAGAUGAUGACGCCGACGACGACGAGCAGGAUGCAACAGCCGCCGCCUCAGCCGCCCCAGCACCAUCAGCAACAGCAGCAGCAGCAACACUUUGCCCAGCAGCAGCUCUCUGGCGGGGCGAAUCCGGCGGGGUCCGUUGCAACCUCCUCUUUCGAUCGAAGCCUGAUUGGAACGAAGUCGUAAAGAUUAGAUCAGAAGUGAAUUAUUUCUUAUUUUUUUUAAACUUGAAAAACAAAACUAAUUAUACAUAUAUUAUUAUAACAAGAGGAGGAAGAAGAAGCAGGCACUCUAGGAAGAAAGCAAACAAUUAUAAAUAUAUUAAUAUUAUUGAAGCAAAAAGAAUAAAAACAAAAUCCAGCGAGCUGGAAGAAACAACAAAACACACAAUUGGACAGAAGGCAAAAAGAUUAAUACAAAGAAAGUAUAAGCAUAAAUACAACUCAUUCAUAGAAACUGAAAUGAAGAACACGUCUAUAUCCUUAAUAUAAAUAAAAACAAAACAAGAAACCUUUAUUGAUUAGUGUUAGGAGUGAAACAAAAACGAAGAAAUUGUUCAUACACAAGUACACGCACUCAAACGAUUAUACAAAAUUGAUACAUGAAUAAAACAUGGAAGUGGAAAUUUUUUUUUGAAAACAUCGACUUGUUGCAAAAUUUUGAUCAAGAAAGUUCUCACCUCUCAAACGCAUACCUAACGUCCAUUGAUUGAUUGGUUCGGUUUCCUUCUUAUAUUUCGUCCCCAGCCUCCGUCACGUUCCAAUAAAUCACUUGAUUAUGCAGACUAGAUUUAACUUAUUAAAAAAUCAAAAAAGGUAUAAAAAAAUGGAAAAAAUGUUAAAUUUAACUGAAAAAAUUUAUUUCUUUUUCUAAACCGACGGAUUGGGACAACCCUCACUAACAUUUCUUCUCUUGAGUGGAACAUCUAAUAUGUGGUGUUUGGAGAAAAAAAACCCACAAAAAACAAACAGCAAAACCUCCUUCGUCGCUUCACAUGUUCGCACGUACGACGUUACUUCUGUCUUUUCUUAAGGAAUUCGUUUUUAGUUUGUUAUGGCCCCUUCUGUUAAGGUUUUUUUGUUUGCUUGCUCUAGAAACGGAACGAUAAGGACAUACUCUAUACAACGUUAUGAAAUCUUCGUAAAAAUAAAGCUAUUACUUAAUCAGGUACCCAUAAUAAUAGAUGAACAAAGAAGCAAAAGCAGCAGAAGUUUUAAAAAUCCGCGUUUAGUUUUUUGUGUAUUGAUUAAAUUAAGUAAUUGUGUAAAGAGAUGGUAGAAACAGUGAGAAAGUGAUAAAUUUUUCGUUUUAUUUUCGUUUUCGUAAUAAGGUUAUGGAUCAAACAAAGUACUGCUCUCCCUUAAGGAGGUUUAGAGACACAUACAAGCAACAUAACAUACAUUUAACGGAAAAUCUAAGCAAAUGCUAGUUGGUAAAUGAUGAUGAGACUUUACUUUUGGCAGGCUCCCCGGUCUGCUGAAAAUUUCGUAACUAAUUCUUAAGUUUUUCGUCGUUCGUCGGUUAAGGACCCUAAACUUUGGUAUAUAGGACAUACUUCCCUCUCUGAGAAGGCUGUCAAACACAAAUACUGCUAUACUUAGGAACAAACAGACAUACACAAACAAACAACUAAAGCAAAUGAGUAAUAAGUGAAAGAUAUUUUUUAAGCCCAGCCCACCCUGUUAGGUGAUCGGCCAGGGGUCGGGUUGAUCGAUACUAGUGAUUUUUUUUCGUUGGUAAGUGGCCGAAAGUCGCGCGUAUUUUUCGGAUAUAAAGUAACGUUACGAUAUGGUUAAACUAUGUACGGAAACCACAUAACCCUUUAAUCAAAAAAGGUCGUGUUUAAGAUAACUUUAGAGAACAAGAGAUUGCCGAAAGCGAGCGAGCGAGCGAGAGAGAGAAGUUAACUCUAUGAUUUUUGUUUUUAAAUUUAAAGGAAAACCGUUAAAUCGUAAUACUUGAGAUAGAACUACCAGCAAAUUAGCAGAAGUAACGCAAACACGGAGAAAAAAACUGCGGUGCGGAACGAGAAAGUCUAGCGAUAAAUUAUUAUGGGUAAGUUUUAUAAGAACACACACAAACUAAAAGUAAAGUUAAAAAAUCUACAAAAACCAUCAAUAAAUUAGAGAGCAAAAAGCGCGUCGUCUGUAAGUGAAAAGAAAUGCAAAUUUAACUUAUAAAUCGUACACAUAGUUGUGAAUCACCUGAUUAAGAGAGAUAGUAAAACAAAAAACAAACUAGCGGAUCAUUUCUUGCGUUUUUGUUUUCCCCACAAAAAAUAAAACCAAGAAGUUUAAGAAAGCUCUAGAAAAAGAAAUAAGUUGUACUUCUAAUUCUAAUCUAUAAAUUUUCCAUUUAAGAAAACAACCAAAAUGCGGAACGAAUUAUACAAACGCAUAGCAUUCAUAAGUAACAUUAAAAACCCAAGAAUCAGUAAGAGAGCAAAUUAAGCAAACUUAGAUUGACCCAAUCCCAACAAACAGCAGCCUCUCGAUCCCUUUUGUGUGUUUAAAAAACAUUGAUUAAUAUGAAAAGAGAGUAAAUCUAAUAUGCAACAAACAAACAAAAAAAAAAGAAACAUUUAUUCUUCGACGGGACUUGUACAAAGCAGAACGUUAAGUGAAAUGAAGUAAACACUACCGAGAAGAAAACCUUCUAUUCUGAACCCCAUCCCCUUCUAAGAAACUUUAUUUUACUUUGCCCGCCAAAUCCCAUUUACCCUUAUUCCUCCUUUCCUCGCAAUUGAAUCAUUUAGUUCUUUUCAGUUUGUCUUUUCUUUAUUUUUGGUAUCUUCUCGCAGUAGUUGGAACAUUUUUUUUUGUGAAAAGGUAUUUUUUCUGGAAUUUUAAGUAGGAAUCAUAUUUUUAGACAGUAGACAAGUAACACAGAGGAAAAAGGCAAAAAACAAGCAAAGCAAAUCUUCAAAUUAAGGAAACCAGAUUUAAUCUACAUCUAUUUUUUUAAAAGAAUAUACCGCAAAUCGUUCUAUAGAUUUUUUUGUUUUUUCUUUGUUUCGGAUGAGGGUGUGAAAUGUUUUCGUAUAUUUUUGCGCUAUUAUUUUAUUGCUGUUUUUUACAACAACAAACUCCUAAAAAUAUGAAUAAAAAAAAACAAAAAAAAUAAUCAUAUACAAACAUAUAUAUCAAACAUUAAAGUGUAUCUCUUUUUCGUUUAUUAUUUUUUUAUUUGUCGUCUUCAAUUAAUACAAUGGAAUAAUGAAAUAUUCUUUUUAUUUGUUUGCUAUCACUGAAAGGAAGCAACAGCGAAGAUAAUCUAAUUAUUAUUUUUUUUCAUGAAGUUAGGAUUAUUCCUGUUCAAUUCGAAUUAAAAGAAGGUCUAAUAAAAAGGAUGAAAAAUAAUAA
Armigeres subalbatus is the source of this 4996-nucleotide messenger RNA. It is a transcript of the gene Hrb27C, whose product is annotated as heterogeneous nuclear ribonucleoprotein 27C. Gene Ontology annotation, biological process: regulation of translation. NCBI's taxonomy places the organism in Eukaryota, Metazoa, Arthropoda, Insecta, Diptera, Culicidae. The record is from RefSeq and is a predicted model, not a curated record. Gene Ontology annotation, molecular function: mRNA binding. The transcript has a single exon. Bases 441 to 1637 code for a protein of 398 amino acids.